AUGACUCAAUUUCCUAUGGAAAAUGUCUUUCCAUCAUUCUAUUGUGAAUGUUAUCCUCACACGAAAGGAAAGGAUCAUUACAACAUUGCAAUUGCUUUAAUCUUUCGUCAAUGUUUCUAUUCGAAUUCAGAUGUGGCAAGUUAUGUGAUUGGAUGGUUGAGUAUUCUUACUAGUAUGAUUAGUUUAUUUCCACAAAUUAUUAAGAAUUUCACAUUGAAAUCCUCAGCUGGCUUAUCAAUUUAUGUUUUUGUAAUUUGGAUGAUUGGUGAUAUUACUAAUCUUGUUGGGUGUAUUUUGACUAAUCAAUUAGCAACACAGAUUUAUUUGGCAGCUUAUUAUGUUGCAAUGGAUGUGAUUAUUAUUUCACAAUAUAUUUGGUAUGAGUUCAAGUUUGAACAGUUUAAGAAGUUGUUGGAAAGAGUUAGAAAUUGGAAGAAAUCAAACGAAAGUUCAAAGCAUGCAACUUCAUCUCUACAAACUAGCACAAGUGGAUCUACAUCUACUGAAAUGACAACAACUCAAAAGACCAUUCUUCCUUCUCACUAUUUACCCAAUUUGUUAACUCUAAUUAUAGUAAUAUUGAUGAUUGUAAUGGCAGAAUUGACUCAAGGUGAAGAGGAAAUAAUGAUGAUGGUGCAGAGUUGUGUUUCAUCCACUGAACAACCUCAAUAUUUAUACAUUUUGGGAAUUGUUUGCUCAUACAUUUCAUGUAUCUGUUAUGUUGCAGCACUAGCUCCACAAGUUUACAAAAAUUAUAAAAGAAAAGGAGUGAAAGGUCUUUCAGUAAGUUAA
Molecule: messenger RNA, 792 nt
Organism: Naegleria gruberi
Lineage: Eukaryota; Heterolobosea; Eutetramitea; Acrasida; Naegleriidae
Exons: 1
Coding region: 1-792 (263 amino acids)
Source: RefSeq, a predicted model, not a curated record